This is a messenger RNA of Thyridium curvatum, 1767 nucleotides long. RefSeq lists its product as uncharacterized. Gene Ontology annotation, biological process: DNA-templated transcription. Bases 1 to 1767 code for a protein of 588 amino acids. The record is from RefSeq and is a predicted model, not a curated record. The transcript is spliced from 7 exons. Gene Ontology annotation, molecular function: DNA binding; zinc ion binding. Lineage: Eukaryota; Fungi; Ascomycota; Sordariomycetes; Thyridiales; Thyridiaceae.
AUGCCUCAAGAAGCCACACCUGAGACUCAGAACGGAGGCGAGGAGGGAGCGAGAAGAAAACAGUCCCAGGCACCGAAACAGCUGGCAUGUUUGAGCUGCCGGCGCAAAAAGGUCAAGGUCGAAUGCGAUGUCCCGUACUUUGACGAGCGCCGGCGUGCACACUCACGGAAGCUCAUCGAAGACCUUCGAGCAGAGAACGCCCGUCUCAAAGCCGAGCUAGAAGAACACCGUACUGUCUGUCUCAUGGGCGAUAAUAUGGGCGAUGUUUAUCAAGACUGGAUGUCUGAAGAACAAUCCGAGAGCCUCUCUCCGGCAUCUUGCUCGACUAAGUCUGAUAACAUGAUUGUGCGGCUUUGUGGAGGGCAGAGACAGCUUAACAGUGAUCGCGAUGGCAGACUGCGUUUCUUCGGCCCUACAUCGAGUCUUCAUCUGUUGGAAAGCGUGACAUCGUCCGUCCUGAUCCGCGAGUCUAACGGUACCACGUGUCCAGUGUGGCAAGACGACUUUCCUCUCGAGGUGCAGAAUCACCUCCUUGAUCUCUAUUGGACGUACUUACAUCAGGUUCUACCAUGUAUUCAUAAAGAAGCAUUUCUUAGAGAUAUGCAGAAUGGCGACACCCAAUACUGCAGCACGCUCCUGUUGUACUGCAUCCUCACCCGAGCGGCUGCGAUAUCGAAUCAGCCAGGACUCCGUGCUCUGGCACUGGCAGAUGACGCGGAAGAUGACCCUCCUUAUCUAGUUCGAAAGUGUGUCCAGCUAUUAGAAACGGAGUUAGACAACCCAGGAAUCACUACUGCGCAGUCACUUCAGUUACUCAGCGAGAUGCAUUGCGCUAUAUCUCAUGACACCAAGGGGUGGAUGUACGCUGGUAAACUGAUACCAAGUUCAUUUCCGGAGCGGACAACUGCUGAUGUCACAACAGGUGGCGCGGGCAGAUUGGCAUAUGAGCUUGGACUUCACAGCAAUAGCGAACAACUCAACACCAGCCUGUCCAGCUUGGAUAUUGAAGUGAGGCAAAUCACUUUUUGGAGUUGCUUCAACCUUGACCGCGCUUGGGCACUUUAUCUUGGUCGGCCGCAGUGCGUCAGGAUAGAGGACAUUGAUGUCAGGCGGCCCGGCGAAGGCCAGCUUGACGCGUCCAAUGACAUGAAGGUAUCAGCCGCCUGGACAAAUCUUCUGGAACUCAUUGGAUUGAUAUGUGAGAUCUUUAUGCAAUAUGCUGCAGCAAUGAUUCUUCUUCAUCGACCAUUAGCCCAAUUCGGUAAAGAGAUCUCAUUGCAAUCCUCAGCCAGCGAAAUAUCACGGCAGACUUGCAUUAACCAUGCAUGCUCGAUUGCACAAUAUCUACAAGAGUAUCACGAGCAACAUGGCAGUGUCUCAACCAUGUCGUGGAUUGCGCUGCACAUCAUCGCCACGGCAUCGACAACACUGAUAGCCAAUGUCGCCGAGCGUAAGGCGAGCGCAGGUGCCAGCCAGCUCAAAGCGCUCCGCAAAUGUCUCAAUUCUCUCAGUGAGCUCGAAAAGAGCCACGUCGUCACCCGACGCGUCCGCAAAGUCAUUCAGCAUGCGAUACGUUUGCUCAACCUAGAUGCGGUGAUCAAUCCUGCAGGGUCAGCCCGCCAAUUUAUGAACCUGCCAACUCCGCUGUCGUUUGCUGUCACAGCCACACCCAGCGUCGACCUACAGUCUCUCCCCUUUCUCGAUUUUCAGCCAACGGGGACUCAAUUUGAUCGUCUUAAUUCUUUCGAGUCUUAUUUUCUGACUUAA